AUGACACAUUUGACAUCAAAAGCACAAUUGCUCGCCAACGGGCUGCUAGAUAUGGACGCCCGGCUUACACGAAGCGGUUCAACAACCAUCAACAAUUUGAACGGCACGGAUAACCCCACCAAGCUGGGUCACUGCCUGCAUUAUCUUCUCGAAGAUGCUGCAAGAAAAUAUCCGACCAAUCUUGCACUUAUCUGUGGCAACACAACGCUCACGUAUCAAGAGCUCAACGAGGCCGCUAAUCGGUUUGCCAGGGUCUUGGUGGGCCUGGGCAUAGGGCAGCACGAUUUGGUUGGCGUUGCCCUUGACCGAUCUGCCAGUCUCGUUGUGACGCUCUUCGCAGUGCUCAAGACGGGAGCCGCCUAUGUACCCCUCGAUGCAACAUUCCCAUCGCAACGCAUCAGGCACACGCUGGAUGUCGCGGCACCAAAGAUACUGGUCGUCACUGCCAGUAUGCUGGGUGCAUUCAAGUCUUGGGCAGGUGUCAUUCUAAGCGUCGAUGAAACCACGUUCAAUACGGCAAGCACACAGGCGGAGAGCAUCAAUCUCGAACUCAAUAGACACCCAGAAGACCUUGCCUACGUGAUAUUCACAUCUGGCUCGACGGGAAAACCAAAGGGGGUGGAGGUCAGCCACGGAGCCUUGUGUAAUUUGCUCCUAUCCAUGAAGGAGGUGCUCAAUUGUGAGGAGGCGGACCGCAUGCUAGCCGUGACGACUGCCACCUUCGAUAUUGCAGCGCUGGAGCUCUUCAUGCCGCUACUCUGCGGAGCAGCAACAGUCAUUGGUCAAGGACAACAGAUCAAAGAUGCCAAAGCUGUGCGUGGUCUGUUGGAGCAACACGCCGUCACCAUGAUGCAGGCAACGCCCGCAUACUGGCAGAUGCUGCUCGACUCGGGCUGGAAAGGCGACCCUGCCUUGGACAAACUGCUCUGCGGAGGGGAAGCCAUGUCGGCGAGACUUGCAGCGCGGCUGCUUGAGUGCGGUGGCUCAUUGUGGAAUUUGUAUGGGCCAACCGAGGCUACUGUAUGGGCUAGUGCCUGGCGAGUGCAACCAGGCGAAGACAUCAUCAUUGGCAAGGCACUAGCCAACUACCAGCUUCACAUUUUAGAUGAACAGUUGAGACCGGUCCCGCAAGGCCAAUAUGGAGAGCUCUAUAUCGGCGGUUCUGGACUUGCUCGCGGCUAUCAUAAAAACCCGGGACUCACACAGGCCAGCUUCCUUGAGAGCCCGUUCUCUCAAGGGCGGAUAUACCGUACCGGGGAUAUUGGCUGCUUCCUCGCACCAGAGAGACUGAGUAUCGCCGGCCGUGCAGAUAGCCAGAUCAAAGUCCGAGGAUACAGAAUCGAACUAGGCGAUGUUGAGGCAGCGCUAGCAAGUCAUCCGCAAGUCACCGCGGCUGUGGUGGUUUGCCGCACAGAUCAGUUAAUCGCGUACUUUACCUGGCGAGGUAAUUCUCCAGAGAGGGCAGAUCCGGCGAACGGGACAACAUGCCCCAAAUAUGCAGCUGUACGCAAAUGGAUCGACCGACUUCUGCCGUCCUACAUGAUGCCAGCGUUCUUUGUGCAUUUGGAGGCCUUUCCCACAACGUUGAACAACAAAAUCAAUCGCAACGCUCUACCAGACCCGAUGGCAGGAAACCCCAUUCAAAGCGAGCGGGAUCCAGUUUCGAAACCCGCUGGGGCAUCUAUCGUGGCGCUUGAGCGCCAUAUCCUAGCUGUUUGGUCUCGAGUUUUGGGCGGCGCCCGACUCAGUGUCAAGGACAAUUUUUUUCAUGUUGGCGGAAACUCUCUGCACAUUGUUAAGGUCCAAGCUCAGCUGGAGAAGCUUUUGAAUCGGCCCAUCCCAGUUGCGAAGCUCUUUGAGCACUACUCCAUCGAGUCACUAGCAGCAUACUUGGGCGGAAAAGAUACUUCUGGCGGAAAGCAGAACGACUCCCCACGUUGCGGUCCCUCUGUCAUCGAAGAGGAAAGCAUAGCCAUUGUAUCCAUGGCGUGCCGGCUUCCUGGUGGCGUUGAAACUCCUGAAGAGUUCUGGCAGCUUCUACAUUCUAGCGGUGAUGCCAUUGCUGAGGUGCCUGCGGACCGGUGGACUGCUGCUACACUCUGCGAUGCUGGGCUAGACAUCCGCCAAAAGUCAGAAUGCAUGCGUGGUGGAUUUCUCCGCAGCAUCGACACAUUCGACAGUACUCUAUUCGGCAUCUCGCCCCAGGAGGCGCGGGAGAUGGACCCGUUGCAGCUGCUGACACUGGAAACAUGCUGGGAAGGCUUCGAGCGAGCUGGCUACCCGCUAGAGAAGCUGUCGGCAAGCCGAACUGGCGUUUACGUCGGUGUGAGCAACAUGCCAGCCCAUCAAAACUUCGCACGGCCUCUGUCAGAUCUGAACGGGUAUACCGCCACGGGUAGCGCCGGUGCCACCGUGUCCGGCCGUGUGUCCCAUGUACUUGGUCUUGGGGGCCCGUCCAUGACAAUUGACACGGCGUGUUCUUCCUCUCUAGUCGUGACUGACCUCGCUUGUACAGCGCUGCGCCGCGGGGAGUGUGACAUGGCCGUGUCCUGCGGAACCACACUGAUGCAGACUCCUGGGCUGCACGUCGAGUUCAGCCGACUGGGAGGUAUAUCGCGGGACGGACGAUGCAGGGCCUUUUCGGAAGAUACGGACGGGACAGGCUGGGCAGAAGGUUCUGCGGCCGUCGUGCUCAAGAGACUAUCGGAUGCGCAUCGCGACGGCGAUGCAAUCCACGCUGUCGUGCGUGGCAGUGCUGUCAAUCACGGGGGCCGCAGCGCCGGCUUGACGACACCUAGCGGCACUGCACAGCAACAAGUCAUACAACGCGCACUCAUGGCCGCAUGUCUGCAGCCAAGCGACGUUGACUACGUGGAAGCCCACGGCACGGGAACGAAGCUGGGAGAUCCGAUCGAGGGUGCCGCCUUGGCACAAGUCUUCGGCAGCAGCCGCAGCACAGAUGCAAAUACUGAACCUCUAUGGCUCGGCUCGGCCAAGUCUAACAUCGGCCACACACAGGCGGCUGCGGGCCUCGUGGGUGUCUUGAAGGUCGUCUUGGCAAUGCAGCAUGAAACGCUGCCCCGAACCCUGCAUGCUAGCAUGCCUACCGGCGCAUUGAAUUGGCAAGAAGCAGGCAUGGCUCUGGUACAGGAGGAGAUACCAUGGCCGAGGCGUGAAGGGGACCGACGCCGCCGCGCUGGCGUCAGCUCAUUUGGAAUCGGAGGCACAAACGCACACGUGGUUAUCGAAGAAGCAGCAAAUAUCAUAACGUCGGCGGAAACCGAUAGUGCACUGCCACAUAUGAACUCGCUGCCCUUCCUUGUGUCUGGAAAUACAGCUGCAGCCAUGCGUCAGCAGGCCGAAAGGCUGCACCGUCACCUGAGCAAUAGUGACAAUUUUGGCCAGAAGCAAUUGGGUGAUCUAGCCUAUUCACUAGCAACGACCCGAACGCACUUCAAACACCGCCUUGUUUUUGUAACUGACAGCAGAGACAGUCUUUUGGGCCAGCUGGCGGCGGCAGCUGGACCCCACGGCGUGGCAGCGGCAGCGAGUACUAGAGCUGGCACCGAUCGCAGGCACCUGGCUAUGCUCUUCACAGGCCAAGGUAGCCAGAUACCGGGGAUGGGCCUCGACCUCAGUCGCACCUAUCCAGUCUUUCGUGAGUCUCUAGAGAAAACGGCCGAGCACUUCUUCCUAGAACGACCACUGCUCGAGAUCAUGUGGGCGGAUGCGGACAACGCAGAAGACGUCGCCCUCCUCAAUCGCACUGAUUUUGCCCAGCCUGCCAUUUUCACGUUGCAAGUGGCGCUCUUGAGCUUGUGGCGAAGCUGGGGUGUCGAACCCCAGGCUGUCCUUGGCCAUAGCCUCGGCGAGUAUGCCGCCGCAUACGCCGCAGGCGUCUUCGAUAUUGCCUGUGCUUGCCGGCUCGUGCAAGCGCGCUCCAGGUUGAUGAACAGCCUGCCCCCCAGCGGCAACAUGAUGUCGCUCCAGGCCAGCGCCAGUGAGGUAGUUGCAGCCAUUGGCGACACGAAGUACAGUGGUCGGGUGGGAAUCGCUGCCUACAAUACGCCGUCCCAGAUUGUGAUAUCAGGCGAUGUCAGCGCCACUGGUCCAGUGGCUGCAUGCAUGGCCGGGUUAGGCCGCAAAGUCAAGACACUUGACGUAUCCCACGCUUUUCACUCUCAGCAUAUGGAUGGAAUGCUCUCAGACUUCGAAGCUAUUUUGGCGGAGGUCGACUUUCAUCCUCCGCACAUCCCUGUUGUCAGCUGCCUCACCGGGCGGUUGGCAGAACCGGGCUUGCUCGAAACAGCUCGCUACUGGGUCGCCCAAGUAAGAGAAGCAGUUCGUUUCAGCGACGCAAUUCAAACUAUGUCAAGCAUCGACAUGGAUGUUUUUAUUGAGCUCGGGGCAAAACCUGUGCUCUCUGGGAUGGGUGCAGCGUGUCUCGGCGUCGAUCAAAAGUGGCAUACUGCUUGGCUACCUUCUCUUGUUACGCGCAAAAGUGGCACCUUAUGUAUACAGAACUGCCUUGCAGAACUGCAUCGGCUGGGAAUUUCUAUAGACUGGGCCAGGUACUUCAAACCUUUCGGCUACAGGAGGGUCGAGUUGCCGACAUAUGCUUUUCAGCGGAAGCGCGUCUUAUCUCCAACACGGACUCCAGUACCAAAAUCGCGAAACGGUACAAACGAGGCUAGUUCGGUGGACGCGAGCCACGACAUGAUUGUGUCCCAGCCAGGCCUAGACGAUGAUCUCGGCAGUCUGUUCAGGAAUUCUCCUGCCGAGCAGCAUGCCACCUUUCUUCAAGACAGGAUGAGAAAAAUAGUGGCAACUUUGGUUGGAAUCGAGUCGCCAAAUAACGUCGACAUGGACUUGAUCUGGCAAAAAAUUGGCAUUGACUCGUUGAUGGAGCCUCAGUUGCGCAGCCAAUUGGUGGCUCUCGCCGAGGCUGUCACCGACAUUGCUCUGCCCAUUAACAUCACUUCUAUAUACCCCAACUUGCGGAGUUUAUGCGACCAUCUUCUAUCGUUAUCACGACAAAAAAGAGAUGAUGGUUCAUCUUCCAGCAACGAGUCUGUUUGCUGCCAAUCUUCAGAGCUGACCUCCGCAUCAUCUCUGGAUAUCAGGCUGGGGCAAGCUGGGGUAAAUGGCUCGGGAAAUAAGAACAGCGGGCACAUGUCAAAGGAUGCCCAUAUUGACGGGCCUCGGGCGAUCAUUCCAACCCCAAGCGCGUCUAUAAACUACCCCGUUGCCCUGUCUCCGCUCCACCGUAUCCUGUGUCCCUCCCUCGGCCUUUAUCCUCCGAACUCGCGCCUGGAUCGCUUCAUGUCUGCGGUUGAUUUUUUUGAAAGCAUCCCGUGGUGCUUCCAGAUUAUCCACGAAUUCUCACCAACAGGUGGCCCGAUCCCUGGGUGUGGCCAAGCUGUUACAUUUCUUCCACACUGCGUCAACCCAGCCAGCUCGCGACAUGAGCAAUUUCUAGGAGAGACCCUCUCUCACAGCUAUGUCGACAUAUCAAACAAGAACGUACAGGCUACGUAUGAUGCAGGUACCAAGCAGCCUCCUCUACGACACAUGCUGUCCCUCUUCCGUCCGUCGAACCCGGACCAUGUUGAAGAUCCCACACGGCCCAUCCUCCGUGCAGCAACGCUCGUUGCUUUCGGAGUAGGUACGUCGGGCUUUGAAGGCAUCAUUCACGGCGGGUUUAUUUCAACGAUCCUUGAUGAGAGUCUUUCUAUCGUCAAUGAGCUCAACUCAGCUCUCGUUUCUUGCACCUGUGCCGGUAACAGAAGAAGCCGUCUGUGUAACAACUUGGAUCGACAGAUUUGA
This is a messenger RNA of Akanthomyces muscarius, 5826 nucleotides long. RefSeq lists its product as uncharacterized. Gene Ontology annotation, molecular function: fatty acid synthase activity; phosphopantetheine binding. Bases 1 to 5826 code for a protein of 1941 amino acids. The transcript is spliced from 2 exons. The record is from RefSeq and is a predicted model, not a curated record. Lineage: Eukaryota; Fungi; Ascomycota; Sordariomycetes; Hypocreales; Cordycipitaceae. Gene Ontology annotation, biological process: fatty acid biosynthetic process.